Molecule: messenger RNA, 2641 nt
Organism: Parasteatoda tepidariorum (common house spider)
Lineage: Eukaryota; Metazoa; Arthropoda; Arachnida; Araneae; Theridiidae
Source: RefSeq, a predicted model, not a curated record
UCGGAUUGCUGUGUGGAUCGUUUGCACGAAUAAUUUGGAGCGAGUGUUUCAACCUUUUUCGUUCAUCCUUUUUACAAUUCCGUGACUUUCUCUAACAAAAGGCGCCUUACUUCCUUUUAUUUAUUUAUUUUUUUUCCAUAGUGUGUGCUCUGCUGUUAAAGAGGAGUGGUAAUAUCCACCCAAGUUGUCAAAUACUUCGUAUCAUAAAUAUUUAGGUGUUAUUUUUCUCUUUUUGUUAAGGAUUUUUUUUUACUUUUGAGUUUUGAAUUUUAAAAAGAAAAUAAGAUAUUUUCAAAACUUUUGAUGGCUGAUACUGCUGGAAAGGAUUAAGUGCGCUGGAUCAGGAUGUAUGAUUUUCCGGAAAUACAAUUUAGAUUUUCAACUACCACCGUAAAACACGAAAUCGACAGUCCAACCGAUUAUUCGGUUCUGGCUCCAUACCAGUUGCCAGGUUCUGACAAUGAAUGAUUACAUCAAUAGGGGAUACGACGAACCAAAAAUAGGAUCCCACUUCGGUGCCUAUUACUUAGUACGUAUAAAUGAACAUCCCCGACUAGGAGGUACACCACUUGCUAUGCUCGCCGCCCAAUGCAACAAACUUGCAAGCAAGAGUCCACCACCUCUUGCAGAUGCUGCAGUUGGUAAAGGAUUCCAAGGAUUUCACCCGUGGAAAAAAGGUGGAAGUCAACCAACAUCAUCUCCUAGUGCUCAUCCUCUAACUACUCAACGAGUUACUACAUUAGCAAACAGCACGGCUUCUUCUCAUCUGAACUAUCAACGACCCACAGUCACUUCAGCCUGCAGUUCAGCCUCGUACGGUGGGGAGAACAUUUUCUAUCCCGGACCUGCUGUCACGUCACCGCAGGGAGAUAGUGCUCAAGGUCCACUCAUCGGUAAAGUUCACGGUGACUCUUCCAAUUUAGGAAGUAUGUACUCGAGAGUGGCCUCUCACCCAUAUGAAAGUUGGGCAUUCAACGCAAUGAAUGUUGCUGCCGGACCUCAUGGACCUAUAAAAACUGAGGUGUCUUCGGUCAACACUCUGAAUUCCACAUCUUGGUGGGACAUGCAUGCCGCAUCCGGUGCCGGUACCUGGCUGGACAUGUCCGGUUCGGAUGCCGUACGCAGCCUUCAUUCUCAGUUCCCUGCCAACUAUCCAACGUCAGAUUAUGGACUAGGACCCAGCCUGGUAGCUUCUAAUAAUGCUCAUCUUCUGUCAUCCGGUCAACAUCUUCUGCAAGACACUUACAAAUCUAUGCUUCCGUCAGCUCAGGGCCCUCCCGUGGGUGGACCCUUCGCCCUUAGUCAGCCCAGUCUGCCUCAUAUGUCGCCGCCCCGGUCACAGCGGCGUUAUAGCGGCAGGGCCACCUGUGAUUGUCCUAACUGCCAGGAGGCGGAAAGGUUGGGACCGGCAGGAGCUCAUCUCAGGAAGAAGAAUAUUCACAGCUGCCACAUUCCGGGCUGCGGCAAAGUCUACGGUAAAACGUCCCACCUGAAGGCCCACCUCAGGUGGCACACGGGCGAAAGGCCUUUUGUGUGCAAUUGGCUGUUUUGCGGCAAACGUUUCACGCGGUCCGACGAACUGCAACGGCAUUUGCGAACGCACACUGGAGAGAAAAGAUUUGUGUGCCCGAACUGCGGCAAACGUUUCAUGCGUUCAGAUCACCUCGCCAAGCACGUCAAAACGCAUAACGGGAGUGAGAAAAAGUGUACAAGUGGUAGUGAAUGUGAUUCGGAAGAAAACAGCCAACCAGAAGGAAAUAAUGUUAAUUCUCCGGGUUUAGUAGGUACACCACCUUUAGGACCUCCCAAUGGGCCGAUGGGUCCUGAGGUAACUGCUAAGUGAGAUUGUAUAGUACUAAUAAAUAAAUAAAAAAAAGCUGUGAGUGCGUGAACUAUAUUUGUACAUUAUUGUACACAGACUCCCUUGACCACUAGAGCUUUUUUCAAUUGUGUUUUCCUCUUGUUUGCUGCAAUGUAUAUUACUAAACUGAAGUGGCCAAAAAUAUUGAGACGUCACCACUUGUAUAUUUUCAAGACUAUCUCCAGAAGAACAAUUUUUUUUUCUAAUUGUUCCUAAUAUAUGUUUUUUAUUUACUUGAAAUUUGAGAGAAAGUUGUAAUUACAAUGUAUUGUAUAAAUGAAUUACAAAAUUUGAUAAAAAUUACCGCAUGCGUUUGUAAGAAUGUUUCAUUGAAAUUGAGAAAUUGGAUUAAAUUUUUAAGCAGUAGGGGAAAUUAUUCUGACAAAAAAAUUGGUACAGCUCAGAAUUUUUAUGAAAAAAAAGAAAGAUCUGCUUAAAAAUGAAUAGUGUACAAAUGUGAAAAAGACCAUGUCAUGAAAUUCUGGAGAUGGUCUUUGUAAACUGUAUAUUGUGUACGUAUGUAAAUGCGUGUGCUUGUGCAUGAGAAGCUUUCGGAGUCCCAAAAUUAGGACAUCCUAAAUGUGUUUUUAAUGUGUUUCAAAAUUCAUUUCCUGUGACACCUAUGGAUUGAAUUUCGAAGUGAAUAAAAAUUGAAUGAUUCAUCCAUGUCUGUAUUCAUGCUAAUAAAUUGCCGGAUUGUACAAGAUUCUUUAAAAUUCAGUGUGCACAAGUAACUAGGUGUUAUUACAAAUUCAUGAAAUAAAAUGUUUUGUUUAUGAA